CUCUAUAAACUGAAUUGUCAAAUCAAUACAAUAAGUGUAUUUUUCAGAUGUUUUUCUCAGUAACACAUUAAUUUAUGAAUAAAAAUACUUAAAAUGGACUUAUACGAUGAUAUUGAUACAAAACCACGAGCUAGUCAAAUUGAUGGUUGGUCGUCGGGCAUUAAAAUGCUACAGACACAGUUGGCAAUUAAGAAAGCGCAAGGGCCAAAGGAGCUUCCUAAGAAGCCGUUGAUGACACCAGUUGUAAACUUACGUGCUAAAAAGGCAGCGGCUGAAGCGGAAGCUCAUAGUGGAAACAACUCUAAAUCAGAUACACCAAUACUGACACCUAAAACUGUUAUUACAGCCAAACCACUAGAACCUGUUAUUGAAAAUACGAAAUCGGAUGAUUGUUGGGAUUUUAUCGACGAAUAUGAUCCAAUGUGGCCGAAUGAGUAUGAAAAAUUAAAAGAGAAAAAUCAAAAUAAAGAAAAGGACCACAAAAGUAAUGCUGGAGGUGGCGGAGGACGUAGCGAAAGAAAACGCGGACGAGGCAGAAAUAAUCCUCGAGAUUCAUCGCCCACAGUUAAAUUUUCUGGCUUUGGUCAACGGCAAAGUGAGGAAGAAAAUUACAGUCCACCACAGCCAGGUGCAGUCUCAAGUAAAGGCGGCGCUGCUAUUGCGCCACCUCCUUCACUCCAAGAAAUUUCUAUAAACAAUGAAAACGGCGACGGUUCAUCAAAUGUAACCAUACCCUACUCCGCAAGCUCGGUCGCUGCAAAAAUUAUGGCGAAAUAUGGCUUUAAAGAUGGUCAGGGAUUGGGCAAACAGGAGCAGGGUAUGUCCAUGGCUUUACAGGUGGAGAAAACUUCAAAGCGUGGUGGUCGCAUAAUACAUGAAAAAGAUGUAUUCCUGCCACCACCACCAGCACCUAACAGUCCACCUGUAAGCAUGGCACCGCCAGCAGCACCUGCGCCAAUUACUCCCGGUCUAACGCUAGCACAAGCUGUUGCUGAAGUACCAGCAGCCGAACCCAGCAUUACAGAAAUAAUGAAAGAACCUAGUAAAGUUGUCUUGUUGAGGAAUAUGGUCGGUCCGGGAGACGUUGAUGAAGAUUUAGAGCCUGAGGUAAAGGAUGAAUGCAAUACCAAAUACGGUGAAGUAGCAAAUGUCGUAAUACACGAAGCUUUUGGUACAACGCCAGAGGAAGCUGUAAAAAUAUUCGUAGAAUUUAAACGGAUCGAAAGCGCUAUUAAAGCUGUGGUUGACCUAAAUGGACGUUUCUUUGGUGGUCGUCAAGUGCGCGCUGGUUUUUACAAUUUCGACAAAUUCAAAAGUUUCCAGUUACAUUGAGCUCGAAAAUUCUUUAUUAAUUACAUUUUACUAUUAGCCUAUAUUUGUAAAAUUAUGAUAAAAAUAAAUUGUUUCACUUUAAGGAUAUAAAAAGUAUUGAU
Molecule: messenger RNA, 1433 nt
Organism: Ceratitis capitata (Mediterranean fruit fly)
Lineage: Eukaryota; Metazoa; Arthropoda; Insecta; Diptera; Tephritidae
Gene: Spf45
Product: splicing factor 45
Exons: 4
Coding region: 94-1332 (412 amino acids)
Biological process (GO): mRNA cis splicing, via spliceosome; alternative mRNA splicing, via spliceosome
Cellular component (GO): precatalytic spliceosome
Molecular function (GO): RNA binding
Source: RefSeq, a predicted model, not a curated record